AUGAAGGAGCUCUCUGCGGCCCUGCUGCUGUGUCUGGCCCAGCUCUGUUUCCUCUCCAGCUUCUUGGGCCGGGGUCUCGCUCAGGAGGCCGACGCGCUCCGGCAGGGGUUGACAUGGCAACACAACGGCCAGGUUUUCCGCAUCCUGAGCCGCGGGGCUCAGUACCAGCCGUCCAGCAGGAGGCACAGCGGCUCGGCUCGCAGAGAAAACCCCGUCGUGGUCCUCAGCAACAAUAACGACACGGUCCCCGCCGCGUCCCGGGGCUCUCCGCGGGUCCCCGCCAGCAGCGGCACUGCGCAAUUACGCAUGGCGCAGCGGCAGCGCCCGCAGCGCCCGCCUGCGGAGAGCACCGGCGACUCUGCCCCGGUCAGACGGGAGGACAUGAUGGUCGGAGACGAUCCGUACGACCCGUACAAGUCCUCUAACUAUAACCCUUAUUACAACUACUACAACUCGUACUACAGACCCAGGCCGCGGGCGCAGCCCCGGCACGGCUACGGCACCAGCUACCACCAGAAUGGUCUGCCUGAUCUGGUUCCUGAUCCGUACUACAUCCAGAUCGCCACCUACGUCCAGAGAUCCCCCAUGUACAACCUGCGCUGUGCUGCCGAGGAGAACUGCCUGGCCAGUUCCUCUCGUUACUCUCAGGAUUAUGACACUCGGGUUCUGCUGCGGUUCCCUCAGAGGGUGAAGAACCAGGGAACCGCCGACUUCCUGCCCAGCCGACCUCGCUACGCCUGGGAGUGGCACAGCUGCCACCAUCACUUCCACAGCAUGGACCAGUUCAGCCUGUACGAGCUGCUGGACUCCAGGACGCAGUCCCGCGUGGCCGAGGGACACAAGGCCAGCUUCUGCCUGGAGGACACGUCCUGCGACCCGGGAUACUACCGCCGCUACGCCUGCACCUCACACACACAGGGUCUGAGUCCCGGCUGCUAUGACACCUACAACGCUGACAUCGACUGCCAGUGGAUCGACAUCACCGACGUCUCACCUGGGAAAUACACCCUGAAGGUGACAGUCAACCCCGGGAACCAGGUGCCUGAGUCCAACUUCAACAACAACGUGGUUCGCUGUGACGUGCAGUACACAGGCACAGCGGCACACGUGUCGGGCUGCACCAUGACCUCGUAA
This is a messenger RNA of Myripristis murdjan (pinecone soldierfish), 1134 nucleotides long. It is a transcript of the gene lox, whose product is annotated as lysyl oxidase. Gene Ontology annotation, molecular function: copper ion binding; protein-lysine 6-oxidase activity. The coding region runs from base 1 to 1134 and encodes 377 amino acids. The record is from RefSeq and is a predicted model, not a curated record. The transcript has 6 exons. Lineage: Eukaryota; Metazoa; Chordata; Actinopteri; Holocentriformes; Holocentridae. Gene Ontology annotation, biological process: collagen fibril organization; peptidyl-lysine oxidation.